AAGGGUUACAGUUUCAAGCCCCGUCUAGACUGUGUCUGGUCCUUUAAUAACUUAUAAUACGAUUCAGUAUGAACAGGAGACCAUUUCACAGAGAUGAGAAAAAUAUUAGCUCAGUAAACAGACCCCUGUCUCCCCCCUUCGUCCAAAAAUUCCAAUCCCUAUGAAAGUUUGUUCUGGAUACUCUAUGUGAAAGGAUAUUCUGCAGGGAGAUCUCAUUCCAAACCGUACCGGACCUGAAAAUGAAGAAAUCAAACAACUUGGUUGUUAUUAUUCUUUUCUUUGGAUAUCUGUUUCCCUCUGCGAAUGCUGUCUUUAUGGAUAAACUGGCCGACAGAAAAAUAUGUGCGGACAAACAUUGCUCCCAUGUCAUUUCAGCAGCCCAAGCUCUGGAAGACUACAUUGCUUCUGAUUGUCGAUUCAUCAACCUGAAGAAAGGCCAGAUGAUCUAUGUUUAUUCUAAACUAAAGCCAGCAGAUGGCGCUGGAGUCUUCUGGUCUGGCAGUGUUUAUGGUGAGCGCUAUGUAGACCAGAUGGGUAUCAUUGGCUACUUCCCCAGUAACCAUGUUAAUGAGACACAGAUUUUCAGGAAGAAAACCACCGAGAUGGCCACGACAGUCAUGGACUUCUUCUGUGUUUAGAAAAGACAGACUGCCUUUGAUGAAAUGCUGGAAUCCUGUAUUUCUUCCGCAUGUACACAUUUUCUAAUGAUAUUUUUUAAUCCCAAAAUUAUAAAAUUUUCUUCAAAAUGUAAACAAAUGUUGAUUAAACCAUAAGUUAUAGCGCAUUACCCAAAGUAUUAUACA
This is a messenger RNA of Silurus meridionalis, 803 nucleotides long. Its product is annotated as otoraplin-like. The record is from RefSeq and is a predicted model, not a curated record. Gene Ontology annotation, molecular function: protein binding. The coding region runs from base 240 to 638 and encodes 132 amino acids. Lineage: Eukaryota; Metazoa; Chordata; Actinopteri; Siluriformes; Siluridae. Gene Ontology annotation, biological process: cartilage condensation. The transcript is spliced from 4 exons.